Molecule: messenger RNA, 141 nt
Organism: Aspergillus niger
Lineage: Eukaryota; Fungi; Ascomycota; Eurotiomycetes; Eurotiales; Aspergillaceae
Exons: 3
Coding region: 1-141 (46 amino acids)
Source: RefSeq, a predicted model, not a curated record
AUGUAUACAGAUCUCACAGACUCUAUCUCCACAUCUGAUUGGCGAAGGACAGUUUGCUAUGAUCUUCUCCCUACGGCACCUACUAAAAGAACGUUGCAUCAGUUGGCUCAGACCAAAGCUAACUCAUAUGCAGUACAAUGA